Molecule: messenger RNA, 685 nt
Organism: Sinocyclocheilus rhinocerous
Lineage: Eukaryota; Metazoa; Chordata; Actinopteri; Cypriniformes; Cyprinidae
Product: calcium-binding protein 4-like
Exons: 6
Coding region: 110-670 (186 amino acids)
Cellular component (GO): cytoplasm
Molecular function (GO): calcium ion binding; calcium channel regulator activity
Source: RefSeq, a predicted model, not a curated record
GGGUCACUUUCUACAGUCAAUCCACACAUUCUCUCAGAGGAGGAAUUGAUUUUAGAAGACUGACUCAAGUGGUUCUGGAUUGUACGUUUUUCUCUCCUCAUUCUGAAGCAUGUCUCAGAGAAGUAAAACUUCUUCAAAAGAAAGCUCCUCUGGUCCUCCAGCAUCCACAUCAGAUGCUCAUCCUCCACGCUCUGCUCUUCGUAGCUCCUCAAAAGACUCGAAAAACUCAGGUCACAGGGGCUCAUCUGGCAGCCAAGAAUGCCGCGGCAGUAGAUCUUUCAGCCAGAACUCAGCUAUCGCUGCAGCAUAUACACAGUACCUCAACACUCUCUUUGGACAGGACAGAGAUUUACUGCCAGAGGAACUAGAUGAGCUGCAUGUAGCAUUUAAAGAGUUUGACUAUGACCAGGAUGGGUAUUUGCACUACAAAGAUGUCGCAGACUGCAUGAGAACCAUGGGAUACAUGCCAACAGAGAUGGAACUGAUUGAGAUCAUUCAGCAGAUAAAAAUGAAAUGGGGAGGUCAUGUGGACUUUGAUGAUUUCUGUGAAUUAAUGGGGCCCAGGAUGCUGGCUGAAACCGCUCAUAUGGUGGGUCUAAGGGAGCUGCACUGCGCUUUCAAACAGGUGAGUAUGCUCUCUAAAGUUCCCUUCAAACGGAGCUCACUUUAAAAUGUACAUUAAAUA